This is a messenger RNA of Scedosporium apiospermum, 3948 nucleotides long. RefSeq lists its product as uncharacterized. The record is from RefSeq and is a predicted model, not a curated record. Gene Ontology annotation, biological process: RNA 3'-end processing. Bases 1 to 3948 code for a protein of 1315 amino acids. Lineage: Eukaryota; Fungi; Ascomycota; Sordariomycetes; Microascales; Microascaceae. The transcript is spliced from 4 exons. Gene Ontology annotation, molecular function: nucleotidyltransferase activity.
AUGGACAGUCGGUCGACCGCGGCAGAAUCGAAACAUAGCUAUUCUCCUGCCCACUGGCCGCACACUCCUCCUGUAGGCACGACGACCGCGAGCACCGUUGGUUCCUGUGCUCAGCCAGAGAUCUCGGCUGGACCGUUGUCCGCCGGCAUCGAAUACUUGCCGCUCUUCCUCCCCCAACAAGCCACCUUCUUCCAUCACCAGCAACUUCUUCAGUACAACAAGCUCGUUUCCCCUGGCAGGGGCGGUGGACAUCCCCAGCUCCCUGCCCAGGCCGCUUCCUCGCCACCCCAUAUCCAGACCGCUCCCAAGCCUAGGUCGAGGUCGGCGUCCAAAGUGUCGAACAAAGAUCACCCUACGAGUAAAGGCAAUCAGGGAGGCCAUGGGAAUAGAGCAGCACAGAAUACCGACAAGGGUCACAGAGCGGUUAUAGCUAACAAAGACGCCCCGCCGAAAAUGCCGCCAAAAAAUCCGGACCUGUCCCACCCUCUCCCCGCGAGACCAGCAGUCGCGGCCGGCCAUAACCAGAACCAUUCGAGCUCUGUCCCCUCCACGCCGCUCCAACACGCUCGUAAUUUCUCGUUCGAAUCCCGGGAGCCAUCCCCCAAUGCCGCGAAUAGCCACUCACCCCGUUCGGCAUAUUCGGAGACGACCGCUCAGGUUCCCCCGCUCAAGCAGCUCCCUCCUAGGUUAGGAGGCUGCCAGUAUGAAACCGCGCAGAUGAAUACGAGAAGGAGGAUCCCUUACAGCAUCGGUAACGAGAGGCUGGAUCGGAUUUCCCUGUCUACCGUAAAGAGUCGCCUGACAGAGGACGAAGAGCGAAAACUGACGACCGACAUGCGAGAGCUUUACGACCGGUUACUGCCCACUGAUGCAGUCGAGAAGAAGAGGAGGAAAUUGGUUACGAAACUCGAAAAGAUAUUCAAUGAUGAGUGGCCGGGCCACGAUAUUCGAGUAAAUCUUUUCGGCUCUUCUGGAAACCUCUUGUGCUCCGACGAUUCCGAUGUCGACAUUUGCAUCACUACGGAGUGGAAAGAGCUCGAGGGAGUCUGCAUGAUAGCGGAACUUCUCGCUAGACGCGGUAUGGAAAAGGUUGUUUGUAUAGCACCGGCCAAGGUCCCCAUUGUGAAGAUGUGGGACCCUGAACUCGGCCUGGCUUGUGACAUGAACGUCAAUAACACACUCGCCCUGGAAAAUACGCGAAUGGUGCGGACAUAUGUCGAGAUUGAUGAGCGGGUUCGGCCUCUUGCUAUGAUCGUGAAGUACUGGACAAGACGGAGGGUGGUUAAUGAUGCCGUUAUCGCGUUCCUCCAGCUUCGAGAUCCGCCAGUGCUCCCUGCACUCCAUCAGCGCCCCCACCAGCGAUUACGGAAUAAGGACGGCGUUGAGAGUGUUUUCGCCGACGACUUGGAUCAACUUCGCGGAUUUGGGAAGAAGAAUAAGUCCAGCCUUGGAGACCUGCUAUUCGAAUUUUUUAGGUUCUACGCCCACGAGUUCGACUAUGAUAGGCAUUCACUAUCGGUGCGGUUAGGGCAUCUUUUGACCAAGAAGGAAAAGAACUGGCACCACGCGCUCAACAAUAGACUCUGCAUUGAGGAGCCGUUCAAUACUACAAGGAAUCUAGGGAAUACCGCGGAUGAGUACUCGUUCAAGGGCUUGCAUCUCGAGCUCCGACGAGCCUUCGAGUUGAUUUCUCAGGCGAAGCUGACUGAGUGCUGCGAUCAGUACGUGUUUCCUAAGGAGGAGGAGCGCGUGUUCACGCAAACUCGGAAACCUCAGCCGAUCCUCAUGCGAAGUUCAAGCCAGACCCAUUCGGGUCGCGGAGGCCGUGGUUUUGGACGAGGAGGGAGGCAUCAGAACAACCAUUACCGCGGAAACAAUGCAAACAGGAGGGCAUCUUCUAGCGUCACGUAUGACGGUAAUGCCCCGAUAUACUCUCCGCAUAUGAACGGCCAGGAUUUGUCGUGGUAUGGUGGAGGGGCCUAUGUGCCUCAAGACCCCUUGCAGGCCGCCCUCGCUAUGCAGCUUCAACAACGGCCGGAUUUGCAUGGCCUAUUGUACCAAUGGCAGGUCCAUGCCUAUCAGCAAUCCCAACAGCAGACCUCCCAGCAGCAACAGUCAUCGCAGGGUCAGCAGCAGCGUGUACCGGGAUCGUCUGGGCAAACCGACCGCUCGAGGACAAACUCGUUUGACAACCCACCGCUCACCGCGCCUCUCCGCCCGGAACUUUUUGGCCUGUAUGGAGUGUCUUUCCAACCGGGUCAGCCGUUUUAUGCCCCGAGUCAUGUGCCUCAAGUAUAUGGUACAUAUCCAUCCACCCCUGCGGCCACGACGGGGGCGCCAACGGAGUUUAGGAGGAGUCUACAUCGGUCGAGUGCUGCCGCGGAGGCAGGUACGUCAGGGGCUGGCAGUUCGCUUAGGUCGCAGUCGCAGCCUGCCUCGAGAUCUGUACCAGUCGCCCAACCCGGUAGUAGCAGCUUUUCUAGCACAGGACCGACGCCGCCUAACGGGCUAUCCAUCUUCCCUCCACGGAAUAAUGCUAAUGGCAUACCCAUCCCAAGCUUCAUAUCUGACGAGGCCGAGUUCGACGAAGGGCCCUCGCCCUCAACCAACGCCGCAGGUGAUUCGCCUCCUUCCGAGGAGGGUGGGCAUAUGGGGCCGUUCCUUUCCGAGACCUCGAGCCCCAGCAGACGAGUGACGAAUGCGCCGAACGGUAUUGCAUUUGGGGAUUUGCACCAGCCUGCUACUACUACUACUGCUACAAGCCGCCGACACAUGUCUACCGAGCUUCCCCAAUCCGUUCUCGACCGAAGAAUGAGAAGGGUAUCGCGAUCGCCUUCUCCGGCCGCCGGUCACGCCAGGGCACUAUCUGUUGGCACGUCCUCACCAUCGUCGUUGGGAAAUAAGAGCACCCCCCGCCCUUUGGUCGUGAAUGGCUCUUUGCUAAAUCCCACUGCGAUUAACUCGCAUCGUCAAACGGCUGCGCCAAGCCCAAGCGAGACGUAUUCGUCGGGCGAUUCUGUGUCGACUCGCCCGAGCACGACCUAUGAAUCAGGCACUGAGUCUGAACUGACUCCAGUGCUUAGCAGCGCGACAACCGAGCAGUCGUCUCUGUCUCUUCCUGAACAGCCUCCUGUGGUCGUUAAUGGAACCAACACGGGAGCGACUCCAGUUACUGGUACUGCUCCCGCGACGGCGUCGCCUUCCAUGCCAUCGAUGGGUCAAUUGCACAUGAUGGACGAGCCUUCGUUCAAAGAGCGACUAGCCAUGAUGAAUCCUGGCCCUGUUCCUGCGUACGGUGUGCCUUCUUACUUUUAUCAGCCUGAGCUGUCAAUGAACCAGAGAUAUACUUCAUCAACUCGGCAGCGGGUUUUGCCUAGACAACAGCAGAGCGGAAUAAUUGCGCCGCUCGAUCUUGCCAUUGACUAUAAGGUUGGCGGUUCCUCAGGACAGCUAGAUUUCCAGCACCUAUCCCCGGUUUACGAGAACCGAACUCCUCCAGCGGCUCCAACCCGGAGGCCCGACCAUUCGACAAAGGGCGACCGUCAAGGGCACGCGGCGGGGUCGAGGGGUCAAGGACCAGAAGGUGCAGGUAGGGCGGGACUAAGUAAACCCAGUGAUGCUGGUGACACCGCCGCAUUGCACGACUCGAAACAGCAGUCUGCCGGAGUUGGCCGCCAAUCCCAAUACAAGUCAAAUCGGGCGUCGCAACCGGGCCACCAGUCGAGCAAGUCUCAAACGGCAAACCGAUUUCCGGGUGAGGGCCAAGAAGCUGGGGGACCAAGGGAAUCGGAGGGCCGCACUCACCGAAACGACGUCGUAAAUGGCGAUGGCGGAUGGCAGAGGGCUGGCAAAUACCGUAAGAAGGGAGGUGAUCACAAGAACCAGGGCAGUGGAAUGACCCAAAGCGAGGCGCCACCUAAGCACAGCUCUGAGCGAAAGGGCGGUUGA